CAAGGGAAGCGGGAAGCUAGCUUUGGUAGGUAGAAUUUGGUAUUUGGUGCUUUCCAACCUUACACAAAGAUUUCAUCUUUUUCUUUAGAAACUCUUUGACUCAAUAAAAUCUCUUCAACCUCAAAAUACGCAAGAGACUUUGUGACUUUAUUUCAAUCUCUCACAAUCCCUCCAUCAUCAUUUUCCAAAGACAACUUCAUCCAUUCCAUCAAUCACAUCUGUAAGCUAUUGUCUGUGGCAUUGUUUAUUGCCUGCUUGUUCAACCCCACUCCAUCCCACCUCGACCUUGAAAUCCCUUCAAAUAUAUCCAUCACUUCAAAUAUACCUAUCAAUCCCGUCAUUAACCCUCAAUUAUUACCUUGAUAGAUGAACAAGACUAACCGGGUGCUCAAUCACUAAUAGAAAUCACAAAUCUUUCCAGUCGUAAUGGAUUCUUUCGGAGCUCAACAAGGUGGUGGUGGUGGUGGACGUGGAUGCUUCACCUGUGAGUUGCAUCAGAUCCUUUUAUCUUCAUUUUCACAAAACAAACACUCCCGUCUUGAUACAAAUUCGACUUCCCAGCACUCGAGUCAAAACAAGAGUAUGAUAGCUGCAAGGAUGGAUAUUUCCUGGGAUACUAUUUUGAUAUCAUCAUCUACUCGGAAACCUGUGCAUAAUGUUUUGUACUGGAGUCAAAAGCACUACCCUUUCAACUGAAAACUCUGCAACUAAAUUUCUGCAUCAACAAAAAAUGCAUGAAAAAGUAUCUGCCUCGAGCUACCAGUGCAUAUCAUCUUCGGCACAACAUACCAAGAUGAAUAGAUUCAAUUCUAGAAUUCAAGCUGAUACAAACUCUAGGCGGAAACGAAGGUCACCAAGCCCGUGAAUGCCCAAGCCGUGGACCAGCCAAGUGCUACAACUGCGACAGUAAGAUAUCACUCUUAUGCCAACCAUACGACAGCAUAUUGACAUAUAUUCAGACCCGGGUCAUUUGAGCCGUGAUUGCCCAGAGGGACCAAAGGAGAAGGUCUGCUACAGAGUAGGUCUACUCACAAAGUUCAUCGAAGGAAACUUUUUAACACUCUUUUUAGUGCGGUACUUCCGGACACAUUUCCAAGGACUGCUCCAACCCACCAACUGAAGGUGCUGGCCGUGGUGGUGGAUACGGUGGCGGAUACGGAGGUGGUGGCGGACAACAAUGCUACAAGGUAAGGUUCCUCACUGAGAGAGUAUAUCAUCUAUUUCUAACUUUCUUAUUUUACAGUGCUCCAAGAUUGGCCACAUCGCACGUAACUGCCCAGAGGCUGGUGGUUAUGGCGGAAACCAAGGUUACGGAGGUAACCAAGGUGGUUACGGUGGUGGAUUCGGUGGCGGUGCCCGUCAAGGAAGCCAAACCUGCUUCUCUUGUGGUGGUUACGGACAUCUUUCCCGUGACUGCACUCAAGGUCAAAAGUGUUACAACUGUGGUGAAGUAAGCUAUCUCUACAUACAACAUUCAUUCGACCGUCAUACUAACAAAACUUUUAGGUUGGUCACUUGUCCCGUGACUGCAGCCAAGAGACUUCUGAGGCUCGUCGAUGCUACGAAUGUAAGCAAGAGGGUCACGAGAAGCUUGAUUGCCCUUUGAGAAAGAAGGCUUUCGGUCAAGAAUAAAUUAAAGUGCUUGAUGCACGGCACAUGAAUUACAUUGAGGGCGACCAUUCUACACAUCUACAGCCAGAAGCUACGACGGAAUGAUAAUACCCCGGAGGGAUUUUCGAACGCUAGUAAUCUGAGUCGAUGAUUACGAAAGCGACAACCUCUUUGUAUAAUUGUACCGACUUAUGCGACAAACAAAAAUUUGUCGCCUUUUCGUUCUUCUAUUUCCUUUUGAAAAAAAAUACCUACUCCUCUUUUGGAGUCUUAUGUUGCGUUGCUUCAUAUCUGCGUUUUAGAGUUUGGCCUUUGCUAUCACACUUUUCUAUCGGCACGGAUGGAUUCAAAAAAAAAGUCAUAUCACUCAUGUUAUUUGCGGGUUUUCUAAUUUAUUUGCGAAGGAUGAAGUUUCGAGGAUGAUUGAUGCUAGAUUCUCCACACAAUUUCCAUGAUGUAAAAGGAAAGAAAGGAGAUUUAUGGAUUGAAGGAGAUGCUGGAGCAUAUGAUUCAUGCGGCUACGACUUGAGUUAUGGAGAUUGGUAUCGAUGGAUAAAGAUAUCUGGUGGGCACUGUCAUAGGACACUGGAGAAGCAUGCAUAUGAGCGGUCGGAUAAAGUAAAGUGCUUGAGACCAAGAACAAGAUUAAGAAAUGAAUUAAGAUAUUUGAAGGCAAU
Molecule: messenger RNA, 2288 nt
Organism: Sclerotinia trifoliorum
Lineage: Eukaryota; Fungi; Ascomycota; Leotiomycetes; Helotiales; Sclerotiniaceae
Source: the annotation of a GenBank genome assembly